Molecule: messenger RNA, 772 nt
Organism: Mycetomoellerius zeteki
Lineage: Eukaryota; Metazoa; Arthropoda; Insecta; Hymenoptera; Formicidae
Product: protein DPCD
Exons: 4
Coding region: 170-772 (200 amino acids)
Source: RefSeq, a predicted model, not a curated record
AGAAUAACAGGACAUUGAAUAUUCUAGUCACGUUUAUUAAAAGACUGUUUUCUAUUUGCGUUCGAUUCGAUCAGUAUUGAUCAGUAUUCGCAUCGAUAUUUGCAUUUAGGAAAGUGUGAGAAGGUUGCUAGGAUACCUUGCAGGGUUACUCGUUUAUUUAGUGUGUAAAAUGACGUCUGACUCGUGGUUAAAGAUAAUUCAGAAUGCCAGGAAAACUGCUGUUAUUGAGGAUGGAAAAAGGAAAGUUCAUUUUUUGAUGGAAGAUGGGAAAGAAAUGGUAGAAGAAUAUAGUACAGAUACAAAUGUAGUAGUACGACGAGCAUGGAAACAAAAAAAUGGUUUCGGUACGAACAUUGGAUGGAUGGUAGAAGUUGGAGAUCCUGAACUUAAACAAAAUAAUAUAGAAAUCUAUGGAAUAGAAGAAAGUUCAAAUACUCCUAUUAUUACAAGGAGAAUUACAAAAGCAUCCCUGGAAUGGCGAAUCAGGAAUUUGUCAUAUCCUGAAAGCGUAUAUUCUAUUACUGCGGAACAUGAUGGCACUAUGACUGUACGUACAAGUAACAAAAAAUAUUUCAAAAAGAUAAAGAUUCCAGAUCUUGAGAGGAUUGGAUUAAAGCCAGAACAGGAAAGAAUAUCAUUUCGGCAUCAAUAUAAUACUUUGAUUAUAACGUAUAAAAAGCCUCCUCAACUUCUCGACGUGGAAAAAAAAAUAUUAGCCGCAGUUUUGCAACUGAAGACAGACUCUAAGGACGUACAGUGUCCGACUAGUUAA